Halichondria panicea is the source of this 1701-nucleotide messenger RNA. RefSeq lists its product as uncharacterized. NCBI's taxonomy places the organism in Eukaryota, Metazoa, Porifera, Demospongiae, Suberitida, Halichondriidae. The record is from RefSeq and is a predicted model, not a curated record. The transcript has 4 exons. Bases 155 to 1612 code for a protein of 485 amino acids.
AACCCAUAACUUGGCAUAAAUGGUAUAUACUACCAUAGUACCUGACAGAUCUCUACUGGCAAAUGCAAUAGCUAUAUAGAUGAAUUCUGUAGCACUUUAGCUAGAUCUAAUUUGUCAUAAGAUCUAGUGAACUUCAUAUCUCAAGGAUCUGACUAUGGAUGAUUCAACGAGCCAUCAGAAACAGGUUUCCAAUUUCAUUUGGAAAAAGAACAGAAAAACCAUUGCUUUUAAACUGAAUGUUGCAAUCUUCCCUUAUCUAAUGCAAGAGUCCUUGAUCUCUGAUAGAGCUGGAAAGAAAUACACUGACCCGAAAUGUUUUGAUUACCAGAAGAUAGAUCUUCUUGUCACAGCGGUACCCAUGUGUGGCCAUGACGACUAUCUCCUCAAGUUUAUCUGGUGUCUAAGGAGCAGUGCAGCUGACGCUGGUGAUGCUCACAAUGAGCUGGCAGAUUUGCUAGAGAGUGAGUACAAAGACAUGCUCACUCGUCAAGUGUCGCUAACAGAAGAGAUCAGCAAGAAAACAAUUUAUGAUCCACAAAUUGGUGCCAUGUUCCACAAAGAGUCUGUCAGUUCAGUCCUAACGAUCACAUCGAUCAGAGAGGGAGCAUCUUCGAUGGUUGGAAAUGGAUACUCUCAAAAAUACUAUGAUUACCAUAAACUGAGAAACACGUUUGGACAAACAAAUCUAAACAAGAGAAAAAUGAAAGAAAGGGGAAAGUGGAUUAUCAUCCAUGCAUCAGCUUUGAUCUGGCUUCUACUUGGUUCGAUCACGGUCAUCAUUGUUCUUAACAGUGUCCCUAAACAAACAAGUAGCAGUCCGUUGAGUGUUGUAUGUAGCCAACAAGAUGUUAUGCUAGCUAUCGACCUUGGCAUCGAUCCGUUCUGGCUCUCUUCAGCUACUUUUACAAUGGAGAGUACUAGAGGAAGCUCCACAUUGUAUUUAGCAAAUAUAUCACGUGAAGAUGCACCUACUAGUACUACAAUAACGCACAGGCUUAAUUUUCCACCUUUCUACUUGGCUCAGGGUUCAAACUACAGUGUCACUAACAAUUUGAGUAUUCCUGUCGAGUUCUGGUUCAUAAAAUCGGAGCCUAGAAAUUGUCCAGAUCAGUACGUGUGGAAUUGUUCUGAUCCUCAGGAUGAUAAUAAGAUCUGUGAAAAAACAAAAUCGGGAGAAGCUACUUCACUGUAUACUGUGAAUGUAUCGGACUACUAUACGUUUUGUGUGAACCCUGCGACUAAAAGAUUCACAAACACUGAGACUUUGAAUUUGGUAACAUAUGAUCUGACUGCUAUACAAGAGAGGAGUAGACAACGAAUGGAAAUGUCACGAACAGAAAAAACAGUCAAUUUGAACAUGUACAAGUGGUUUGACUUUCACAAAGAAGAACUGUCAAUUUUUUUGCACAUCAACUCAUGUGGUGGAGAUGAUGAAUUCAACGAACUACCACUGAAAAUUGAAGUUCAUCGGAGAAUGGAUAUUCUGUGCAUUCCGAUACUGAUUGCUUUGAUAUUGGCUAUCUUCCAUUUAUUGAUCACUGUAAUUGUACAUAUCCGUCAAAAGCGACUGUGUAGACGUCAAAAGAACAAUACUAUUAACUAUAUUAGAUGACUUCUAUAUUGGUGUGUGAUUUUUAUUUUAGAAGAGAAGCAGAACUGUACCAAGGGCAUCUUUAUCAAGGUCAAUAAUUGUACUAUGAA